Molecule: messenger RNA, 858 nt
Organism: Dichotomopilus funicola
Lineage: Eukaryota; Fungi; Ascomycota; Sordariomycetes; Sordariales; Chaetomiaceae
Exons: 8
Coding region: 1-858 (285 amino acids)
Cellular component (GO): lipid droplet; ascospore wall; prospore membrane
Source: RefSeq, a predicted model, not a curated record
AUGGCGAGUGGCAUUGCCGACAGGGCCCAGGGGGUUGCCAAAGAGGAUUACGAGAAAGCCAAGCUCCUCCUCAACGAUGCCGCGCGGAGCGGAUCUUACAUGUACCCCAUCAAGGGCAUAUUCUACUUCUUCGCCCACCCGGAGCUAUGGAAACCCCUCCGAUCGCGCAUCAUCCCCUACUUCUCCCUCUACUCCAGCGUUCUGGGCUCCAUGUUCUUCUUCACCUACCUCCCACAACUCGCCUUGAUGGCCUUUGUCAACGGUCCCCUGGCCGUGUUCACUACGGCUCUCUUGAUCCUGAACGAGAGCUCGACCAUCACGGGGAUUGUAUCGCGGAACUAUCUGCUGCAGGAUGCGAUCUUGGACACGUUUGAUGGGACGCUGGUGGCGAGGAAUAAGAGCCAGGUUGUGGCGGAGGGGAGGGAAGUGAAGAGGAGUGGGGAUGCGAUUCAGAGGUUGGGGAAGGCGUUGAAGAAGCCGUUUGGAAGGUUUAGUGUGAAUGAGUUGAUUCGUUAUGUGAUUUACCUGCCGCUUAACUUUAUUCCGGUUGUGGGGACUGUGGUGUUUAUCUUGUUGCGAGGACGAUCCCGUGGCGAGUCGGUGCAUGAUCGGUACUUCCAGUUGAAAGGUUGGCCCUCGGCCAGGAGGUCAAAGUGGCUCAAAGAGCAUAGGGGGCCUUAUACUGCAUUUGGCACCGUCGCCACUCUACUCGAGCUGAUCCCCGUUGCUUCAGUCUUCUUUUCCUUCACUAACACAGUCGGAGCUGCUCUCUGGGCCGCCGACAUUGAAGCGAAGGAAAGCAAAAUGGCCGACAGCACAGCACCGGAACUACGGGAGGCAGCUAAGAAGGCUGAGUAA